Molecule: messenger RNA, 1761 nt
Organism: Camellia sinensis
Lineage: Eukaryota; Viridiplantae; Streptophyta; Magnoliopsida; Ericales; Theaceae
Source: RefSeq, a predicted model, not a curated record
UAAUGUAAAAGCCACUCACUCCACUCUCUCUCUCUCUCUCUCUCUCUACCAACAACAACAACCCUGCAAAGCAAAACCUCCAAAAGCCCUACCCUUCGCCACCCACCACCGCCGUUGACGGCGGCGCAACCAGCACUCAUUUCCUUCCAAUCUAACCAAAUCAGAAUCCCUUACAAUGGCUGCGGCGGGAGGGGCUUCUUCGGACGUGACCGAAGGACCAGUUCUCAGCCUCAUCAACAAGCGCCUCCGUGCCCUCCGCAAGAAGAACAAUCGCAUCCUCCAAUUGGAAGACUCAAUCGCUCAAGGAAAAUCCAUCCAUAAGGAACAAGAAGACUUUCUUCGCUCCAAACCCUCCGUCUCCGCCGCUAUCGACGAACUCGAGAAGCUCUGGCAACCGCUCUCCGCCGCCGUUGCCGAAGAAAUCAGCAUCGCCGUCCAGCGCCACCACCACGUCUCCGCCUCACCUGACGCCAAAGAAAAUGUGGAAAUUGAGCAGAAUGUCGCGGAGAUUGAACCUAAAGUGGACCGAGAACACACGAUGGUGGAGGAUCUUUUGAAUCUGCUCUACUUUGGGACUAUGUUCGAUGUGAAGAGUCAGAACGAUUUCACUUCGACGAUGCUGACUCGGACUCACGAGCGAGGGUGUUGUUUGACCUACGACUACGUCACCGACGAUGAAUCGGCCGAUCUGCUCGGCGAGAGGGACUUGGAUUUGAUUUCGAUGCUUGGUGGUUUGUUGAUUUCGAGGCCGGUCGAUUCGAGCCUUUCUCAUAAGAAUGCGUUGCAACAGUGUAUUGAGCACGCCAAGCAAUGGCUCGCUAACUCCGAUCAUCCAAUCGAUUCAGAUCCGAAUGUUUCUUAUGCUGGGUUGAGAGCGAAGCUCAACAAGAUUAUGGCAUCGGAUUAUUUCACCACUACGCCGGAGAUGAAAGCUACUGUUGAAAUGGCUGCUGCUGCUGCUGGAAAUUAUGCUUCUUUUCAGGUUCCAAUGCAUGGUUCUGUUGUGCCAGUACAAACCGAAGGUUCGGAUGGGCAAUAUCAGCAGGAUGAAGAUACAUCAGAUUUUCAAGGAAAUGAAACAUCAGCUUUUCAAGGAAAUGAAGCAUAUGACAAUCAGUCUGGUCCCGUGGAGGAACCUCACAAGGGUGAAUUUGAAUCAGAGAAUUCUACUGAGGUUCCAGUUGAGACAGAACAAGAAGACAAACCACAGUUCGAAGGGCUGAAUCAAAGAGAUGUGGAGUCAAAGGAGUCGCAUUUUAUCCCUCGGAGGAGCUAUCAGAACCAAAGAGGUGGCCGUGGUGGUGGCCGCAGGGGUUACCCCAAUGGUCGUGGAGCACGAGGAAGCAGCAGGGGUGGUGGUGGUGUUUACCAAAAUGGCCGCAACCAAUUUUAUGACCAGCCCGGAAGCUUUUAUCCGAGGAGCUAUUAUAACAACAGGGGAAGGGGUGGCCGAGGUGGUGGUGGUGGUGGUGGAAACUUCUACAACAAUCAUAGUUCUGGGGCACAAGCCACCCAUGCCCCGGUAGAUUCUUGACCUUGUAACUCAUUUUAGUUGUUUAUAGGGUUUCUUUUUCACUACUAGUAUUUUAGGUUGGUGUUUAUGCAUUGCAUGAAAACUUGAAUUUCUUGUGGGUUGCUGUUGAAAAUGAAUGCACAAUCCAGGACCCUUUUUGUGGUUCCAACAUCUUUCAGUUUGAAAAUGGUAACAAUAGAUUUUAAUUUAGACUAUUUUUGGAUCUUGAAUACACAUCUUGAGAAUUA